Messenger RNA from Galdieria sulphuraria, 680 nucleotides. RefSeq names its product ADP-ribosylation factor. The transcript is spliced from 4 exons. Lineage: Eukaryota; Rhodophyta; Bangiophyceae; Galdieriales; Galdieriaceae. Gene Ontology annotation, molecular function: GTP binding; GTPase activity. Gene Ontology annotation, biological process: vesicle-mediated transport; intracellular protein transport. The record is from RefSeq and is a predicted model, not a curated record. The coding region runs from base 115 to 657 and encodes 180 amino acids. Gene Ontology annotation, cellular component: cytoplasm.
CCUCUUCUUCUCAUCCACAUUCAACGACAUCGAUUUACUUUGCAUUGGUUGUUGUCUUUGGGUGGGACUGUUGAUUAGUCGUCACUAUUUGUUGGAAACUUUACAGAAACGACCAUGGGUCUCUCCAUCUCUAAGUUGUUAUCACGUUUGUUCGGAAAGAAGGAAAUGAGAAUCCUCAUGGUUGGUCUCGACGCUGCCGGAAAAACUACCAUCCUGUAUAAGCUCAAGCUCGGCGAAAUCGUCACCACGAUCCCUACUAUCGGUUUUAACGUGGAAACCGUGGAAUACAAAAAUAUCAGUUUUACAGUGUGGGACGUUGGUGGCCAAGAUAAGAUUCGUCCACUGUGGCGCCAUUAUUUCCAAAAUACCCAAGGCAUCAUAUUUGUAGUGGAUAGCAACGACAGGGAGCGCUUUCCAGAAGCACGUGAAGAACUCCACAAAAUGUUGUCAGAGGAAGAGUUGAGAGACGCUGUUUUGUUGGUUUUUGCUAACAAACAGGAUUUGCCCAACGCAGCUUCCACAGCUGAAAUAGUAAACGCUCUUGCACUGCCGUCGUUGAGGAACAGAACUUGGUUUAUUAUGUCUUGUUGUGCAACCAACGGUGAUGGACUUUUUGAAGGACUGGAUUGGUUAUCUGAACAACUUUCCCACCGUUAAAAAAGACAAUUUUUUAGUUUAUA